UCAAAACCAUGAAGGAAGACCUGAAAAUGAACACGGCUGUUAAUGACGGCAUGAAACCCACCGACCUGUGCAAAGAGAAAACAAGAAUUAAGAUGAAAAACUUGAGAAACAGAAUUGGACUCUUCUUGAAGAUACACAUCCCUCAUUCCAUGCAUAACAAAUCGCACAGGCCAACCGCAGACGAUGUGAGCCAGUGGGCGCAGUCGCUAGACAAACUACUCGGUCAUAAAUAUGGGAAAGCGGCUUUUUGCAUCUUCAUGAAGACCGAGUUCUGCGAGGAGAAUAUCGAGUUUUGGACGGCGUGCGAAGACUUCAGGAUGCUCUCGUCACACCAAGAGUUGACGUCCAAAGCCAACAGCAUUUACGAGGAAUUCAUCAAAAACGAAGCCCCCAAAGAGGUCAACCUUGACUUUUCCACCAAAACCAAAAUCAUCCAGAGUCUGCCUGAGCCGAACGCAACCAGCUUUUUGGCAGCUCAGAGAAAAAUCUACAGCCUGAUGGAGAACAACUCCUACCCGAGGUUCAUUCUGUCUGACCUCUACCAAGAACUGUGUGCAGCUGCAAAGAGAAGACACAACUCCUGAUUAAUUGACUAUGUGAAUCCCUUCCCAGGGACCCGAAAACUGAGCAUAAACAAUCACAACAACUUAAGGGGCCUUGAAGGACUUUCGACCGUGGAUUUUUAAACGGUCUUUCAUUUCUGCCCGAUGGGAUUUAAAGUGAUAUUUUCCUGGCUGGUCCAUUGAAAUGUAUCAUCAUACUGUGAUCAAAGCACCAGUAUGCGCUGAUGUCAAAGCAAAGUAUGGUGUCUUACUAAAGUCUUCAGAGUCUGAAGCACCAGUGAAGUCAGAAUGCACUUUGACGAUACAAGACCGUUAUACGUUUUUUUGUUGUCUGGUAUUGUAUGGAAAUGUAUGUGUUUUUUCUAUGCAGGAAUGUUUGUGAUUAUUCCUGCAAGAAAAUGUCCGUUCAUCGUGAAAAUCCCCCUUUGUGAAGCCAUUAUUAUUACCAGUCUGGCAUAACAAUAAUCAUCAUAAUGAAUUGGAUUUACAUGGCAUUAUUUCAUUUUCAGAGCAUUUUACAGUGAAAAACGCUAUUAAUUAGUCACACAUUGCUGGCUUUAAAUUAAUUAAUUCAAAAAUAAGAUGUUUUAAGUUUGAGCAACAGUUAGUAGAGAGCCUAGCUUUGUAUCCCAAAGUUAGCGGUCGGUAUUGGUUUCCACAGAGUUUGAUGACUGUUAGUAGAAAAUGCAUUGGUUGUUUUAUGUCAAUUUUGUUCCGUUGAAGUCUAUUUGUUUGGACAAGUUUAAAAUUGCUAAUUGUCAUUAGCCUGUCAAUAGGCUGGUCCGUUAUAUGUUAGCAUUGAGCUAGUGGCAUCAGAGCCAACCUUUUUCCAGUAUGGUUGCAAACUGUAUCGUUGAUUUGACAUGAUUCUAACAUGUAUGUGCACUUUAUAUGUAUGUUAAUGUGAAUUCCUUAGUGUGAGUAAUGUUAUUAUAAUUUCAAUAAGCAACCGGAAGUUGUUUUUUAAGUGUCUAAUUUAAAGGAACGUUUUUUUUUUUUUUUUGUCAUAUCUGCCAAACAUUCACGAAGGGCAGAAUAUAUUAUGUAAAUAAAUGAUAUGUAAAUAAACCUGGAGUGUACUGAGUACAGUGUGUGUUACACUA
Molecule: messenger RNA, 1666 nt
Organism: Entelurus aequoreus (snake pipefish)
Lineage: Eukaryota; Metazoa; Chordata; Actinopteri; Syngnathiformes; Syngnathidae
Product: regulator of G-protein signaling 2-like
Exons: 5
Coding region: 9-584 (191 amino acids)
Source: RefSeq, a predicted model, not a curated record